CCUUCACACCAUCAUCAUCGUCGACAUCUUCUUCCUUGUCCCGCACGUGAAUUCCAACACACACUUCACAUAUUUAUACCUCACACAUUUCACCCUCUCUGUAUACACACACCUAUACAUACAUAUAUACAUACACAAAUAUAUAAUUAAUUCAUUUUAUACAUAACAAAUAUACAAAAUACAUCAUUUAUACAGACAAAUUAAAAUUAAUACAAUCAAUCUCCGGCGAUUUAGGGGAACGCCGUUAAAUCCAAACCCUAACAUUAACAUGUAAACAACAAUAAUGCACACUAAAAUCCUCCGUCACAACACGCCGUCACCACCUUCUUCCCCUCGCAACCGUUCACCUCGUCUCCGUCACAACCGUUCCGUUAAAUCUCCGUUAACUCACCGUUCCUUCUUUCACCGUUUCGCUUGGAUCGUUAUCUCCGUUCUUCUUCGCCGUCAAGGCGUGUUGCUGUGUGCGCCGCUGUUGUAUCUGUGUUUUAUGGUGUUUUAUAUCGAUAGAGUACAAUUCGGCGUCGGACGAGAUGGAAUUCGACGCGAAUUGACCGUUGGAUCGGUGUAUCGGAGUCCUGAGCUUUACGCUAAAGUUCGGCGUGAUAUGGAUGCUGAUAAUUCAACUGCUGAUGCGAUGUCAACCGUAUGGAAACGUGCUAAAGGUGCAGAUUGGAAGCCCUGUAUAAAUAAGUUGUCAGGAGGUUUACCAGAGUCUAAUGGGUACAUAUAUGUUGAGGCAAAUGGUGGAUUAAAUCAACAGAGGACCUCGAUCUGCAAUGCAGUUGCUGUGGCAGGAUAUCUGAAUGCAACGCUAGUCAUUCCUAAUUUUCAUUUUCAUAGCGUCUGGAGAGAUCCUAGCAAAUUCGAUGACAUAUACGAUGAAGAUUUUUUCGUCAAAACUUUGGAAAACGAUGUACGAGUGGUCAACACUAUACCUGGAUAUUUAAUGGAACGGUUUGAUCGCAAUAUGUCGAAUGUUUUCAACUUCAAAAUAAAAGCUUGGGCGCCUAUCCGGUACUACAGGGAUACAGUUCUUCCAAGGCUACUAGAAGAAAAGGUCAUAAGGAUAUCUCCAUUUGCAAACCGAUUGUCUUUUGAUGCCCCACCUGCGGUUCAAAGGCUUCGUUGCUUGACUAAUUAUGAAGCUUUACGAUUUUCAAACCCUAUAUUGACAAUGGGUGAAACUUUAGUUGCUAGAAUGAAAGAGAGAAGUGCAAAUAAUGAUGGCAAGUACAUUUCUGUGCAUCUAAGGUUCGAGGAGGACAUGGUUGCUUUUUCUUGCUGUGUAUAUGACGGUGGAAGAAGAGAGCUUGAAGACAUGAUAGCUGCAAGAGAAAGGGGGUGGAAAGGUAAAUUUACAAAGCCUGGUAGAGUCCUUCAGCCGGGAGUCAAUAGGGUCAAUGGAAAAUGUCCCCUCACACCUUUAGAGGUUGGAUUGAUGCUUAGAGGAAUGGGAUUUGAUAGAAAUACAUCUAUUUAUUUAGCAUCUGGUCAGAUAUAUGAUCCAGAGAGAUAUAUGGCUCCGCUGCUAGAAAUGUUUCCUCUUCUACAGACAAAAGAGAUGCUAGCAUCUGCUGAAGAACUUGCACCAUUCAAGAACUUCUCUUCAAGAAUGGCUGCAAUAGACUACACUGUUUGUCUCCAUAGUGAAGUGUUUGUUACAACUCAAGGAGGAAACUUCCCACAUUUUCUGCUUGGUCAUAGAAGGUAUUUGUUCAAUGGGCAUGCCAAGACAAUCAGACCGGACAAACGCAAGUUAGCAUUGUAUUUUGAUAAUCCUAGUAUCGGAUGGAGAACAUUUAAAAGGCACAUGUUAGGAAUGAGAGCUCAUAGUGAUUCAAAGGGAAUUGAAUUGAAAAGGCCAAAUGAUUCUGUAUAUUCUUUUCCUUGUCCAAACUGCAUGUGCCAUACAAAUAGAACAGAAGAUUUAAAAACAUCACCACCAUGAUCUUCAACUUAACCAGAUUCUAAACGGUUGUGUGUGCACAUUUGUGGGCUAACCUUUGAUUAAAAAUUAUUUUGUUUUUUGAUCCUCUUUUUGUUAAAGAGGGCUUACAUGAUUAUCAUUUGGGAUUUAAAACGAUUUACUGGUUAGGACAUAGAACAGAGCAAAGUAUUCCUUCAAAGAACAAUCAUAGGUUGUACAUUAUUCAAGAAGAAAGCUGUUUUUUUAGAUGGAGUUCUAUACAAUGUCAUCUUCAUGCAUCUGCUGUAUCUAACAAGUUGCAAUGAAGCUGAGUUUCAUUUGUUGGUAGUUUGUACAUUGGGGUUGAUUGAUUUGAUUACAUCUGAAAUCAUAGGAAUGUGUAUUUGUAAACACCAUUGGUUCAUUGUCAGAUAUCAUAGUGUGAUAGAUUUUGUUAUAGAUACACUCUGUUUUGUCGAGUAAAUGAACAUUCUUUUGUAAAAAUGCACUUUUGUUAUUUGGCCGCAA
Erigeron canadensis is the source of this 2434-nucleotide messenger RNA. RefSeq names its product protein ESMERALDA 1-like. NCBI's taxonomy places the organism in Eukaryota, Viridiplantae, Streptophyta, Magnoliopsida, Asterales, Asteraceae. Bases 284 to 1948 code for a protein of 554 amino acids. The record is from RefSeq and is a predicted model, not a curated record. The transcript is spliced from 10 exons.